CGCAACAUUAGUUCGUCGUAUUGUGCCGCAGCGAUCGGUGCGUUGUCAGGAGGUUGUGAGACGUCUGUUUUGUGUGCGUGUGUGUGGCGCGUCUAUUCGGCCACAUCGUUAUUGUUGUUGCUGCUUUUGUGUGGUGUUGCGGAAAGUGGUGUGUUGUGUCGGCGGAGGAAGAAUCAUAUUUUACCCCAUGCUGGUGAAAAUCGCAGAAAGAAUCACCCGCCUCUGAAGAGUGAUUGGACCGGUGCAGUAGCUGGUCGCCGUUGAUCUUUGCUUUGGGGUGGUGCUGUGUUCGGUGUGUAGUGACGAGGAUUCGUCUUCCACAAAGAUGGCGCACGGAUGGAGCCUGUUUUGCGCGCGAAUGUGCGAGUGUGUGUGAGUGUGGAGUGAUGGAUUCAACACCGUGUCAUUAUGAUGAGCGCCGAUCCGGUUGCUGUGAUGAUGAAGAUCGACAUUGAUUUCCAUCGCAGGAAGCCGAUAUGAAGAAGGAGAAAAGGCUCCCUUACAGGUCUGCAAAAAACCCGGGCAGCAAACCCCAUACUUCAUUGAGUGUGUAAAGUGUGUAAGCGUGUGUGCGUUUUGUAUGCGAUUGUGUACGCACGAAGAAAAAAAAAAGGUGCGUGAUCCUGUGCGUACCCUGACAAGGCGCAAUUCACAACGGUGUGAUUAACUAAUUAUCUCCCGUGUUAGUGUGUUGCGUGCGUGUAUGCGUAUUUAAGUUUCGGUGAAUUGUUUGGAAAAUUGCAUCAUUUUCCUGACGUUGGCGUCUGUCGAUACACGACGGACGUCCACUGUGUGGCGGACGUGAUCACCAUUAGCACGCGUGCGGAUUGCUGCAUCGUCAAGCAUAUACUGUAAUCGAUCGAAAUUGAACACCGGAUUUGGAAGUACUUCGGGCCAAAACGAUGUGGAUGGGAAAGGGACGUCCCACCUCAACACGAGUUCCGGUAGACUCGACGUCGUCCAAAUAGGGUGCCCUGAGCCCCGACACAUCGUAUCAAAAGCGAACGCCAGGUCGCACCAGCUGAAGGUGAUCGAUUUGUUGCCGCCGAGCAAGCUGCGCAAGGAAUGCAAUGAUGCAUAUCAAAAGCAGUCCCACCACACCGGUGGCUGGUGAGAAGCGGCCCAAGCCCCAGGACAAGAAAGAACCAGCCCAGCAAGAAUCGCGCAAGGUGUCCAGUUUCAUUCAGCGGUUUUAUCUGUUUGGCAACAACACGAGCACUCCGCUCGGUGGUCCGGAGCCAGAACCCGACGCGCCGAAGGUUAAGAAGGCGAAGGGUGCCGAGCAGCAGCAGCAGCAGCACACGGUCGACGCUAAGCGAGAUCCAAAGUCGGAAGCAAGAUCUUCCAGCGCUGAGAGUACGGGAGGAACGCAGUCCGCAUCGUCCGAUGCGUCUGCAGAUUCGAGCCCGGUGCAGUAUCCUUCGUACAGUGUACAGCGGCUGCGACAGUUUUGGAACAAUCGGCUAUUGGCGGGAUCCAAUCAGCCAACCGUAACGGGAUCUUCCAUCGAUACGUUGGUGAGAAAAGCGAAAAGUGCCACGAUUGGAGCACCAACCGGAGCAGCCGCUCGUACUGGCUUGCGAAAGUCACCGUCACCGAAAGCUGGCACUCGAUUCCAGCGCAACGGCUCGAUCACACGUUCGGGAAGGCGGCGGUUAACAUUAGACAGCUCCUCCGAUAGUGCUCGUAUCGCACCGAACUCCACCAGUCUUCGAUGCGCACAAGCACCGAAGCGGACCUCUCAUGCGGCACUGCUAAGCCCUGACCGAGAAGGCGGCCAGCGUGCGCUGGUAGAAAAGCGUCCGUGUGUAGGAUCUCCUCCUGUGGCAGCUGGAGCAACCGUGCGUGACUCGUUCCCACUCGCUGUAUCUACCCCAACCGGUAGCCAAAUCCAUUGGGCACGGCGAACGGAACUACUCGGGAUUCGUGCACUGUCCAAGCAGGAAAAGAAAACCGCUAACAAAAUGCCACUGCGCGUUGAGAACUAUGUGAACAAUUACAUCGAUGUGGACAUACAGAGCGUUGGCGAGCAGGACAGGUCGGCAAAGGAAGUGCAACAAUCGACGCCCCAAGAGCCUCGGAAGGAUGUGGUUGAGAAGCUGCCACCGAUUUCCCAUCCGGCAGCCCCCUCUGCCACUCCCGUAGCACGACCACCCAAUACAUCUUCCCUGGGACGCAAGGGUAACACUCCAACGCGUAAGAUAAGCUUCUUGAACAACAUUUCCCCCUACAACCGGAAGCUGCUGGCCUGCAAUGGGACUAAGGUGGCCGCGCUGACGAGUAAAUUCAACCAAAUGAUCCAGCAAGACGCCGGACUGCUGGAGCAGGUUCAGAAGCGUGGCGGAUACCUUCACAAAUGCGGCAACGUCGCAUACAAAGUAAUCGAAGACCCCGGGACCGAUGGAGGCUAUGGGUUCACGUCGUCGGGCCGCAAUAGCGGAGCGAGAAGCAGCUUACGGAAGAAAAAUUCGAACGCUUCCGCGACCUCGACCGGUACUGCUGCUGUCGCUGGUGGCAACCGGACAGAUGAAAGCUCGGACGAAAUUUCGUCCGUGUCGAGCAAGAAUUCAUCGAUCCGCAAAACGGGACUGCGGAAGCGGCCCAGUCUGAGGAAGAACAUCUAUCGAAGGCCGGAUUGGGAGGCGGGACGAGGUUCGCUCGGUGUGCGCAUAAUGUUGGAGAUGUUCGAGCCCAACCUGCACCACCAUGCCCGUGGAAAGCGAACGGACAACGGUGGUGACACGGGAAAACCACCGCCGGGACGAAGCAGUAAACCGAAAGUACCGGACAAAAGCGAACAGGUGUUGCAGAAAACGAGGGACAUUAGGUCGAAGAAGGUUGCCGGUGAGCUUGGGGAAGGAAAUGGUAGAAAGACGCGAAACGAUCCCGCCCCGACGACUGGUGCGGAUGUUGGAACGCGAGAGGAAAGUGUUGUAGAUGGCGGAAGCCAAGAAGUAAUCGCUGAAGAAGCGCCUCCAUCUGUCUCCGGAGAAUGCAAUACAUUAAACAAUAGUCAGAAAACGAUUGUCACACCAAAGCUAACCAGAACGCAGGACGAUUCGUUCGUGCUUCAACCUUCCAGCAACGGCUCUCCAGAUCAAUCCAUUCCAGUAGACGAAUCUGAAGAACGGGAGGCUCCUUCGACUGAGGACAAUAGUUUUGGGGAACUUUAUUCUACAGUUCCUGCCUACGAUCGGAUCGCGUUUGAAGAAACUGCUGCUGCCAUUCCGAAUGUCACGGAGGUAACUGCUGUUGUCCUCGGAAAUGAAGCUCCCGAGAUAGGCAAGAGUAAGAGCCACGAGCGUCUUCCAGUUCGAUCGUCUAAACAAUCUUCCGCGGAAAACUCUUCUCCAGUAGGUGAGAAACCGGAAGAGAGUGCAUUCUUAUCGGAAGAUGACAGUAGUGGCGUCGGUCAGCAGUACGCAACAUACAGUUCGAUAGAAAAGGGAAACAGAAACCCUGCCGAGACAGCUGUCGAUGAGUCGCACACUCCACCAAAGGAAAUCAAAGAGAAGAAGAAAAGCAAAAGCACCGUGUCAAAAAUAUACGAACGCUUGACGUUUCGAUCGUCCAAAAAGAUAGUGCCGCCGGUCGAGAAAUCCGACGAGCUUGUAAUCAUCAGAGAAGAGGACAGCAGUCGAAAGGCUAGCGCCGGGUUGCGCCGGUCCUUUGUGUCAUCGAUCGAAAUCCCAACGAUGCAGCCAGAUCCAACUCCAGCGCUUCCGUCACCAAGUCAACCAACCCCACCGGAAGCGUCGACCGAAAAGGACAAUUCGGAACAGAAGAUCCUGGACGCGAUCAGUGCCGUUAGUCAGCGGAUUGUUGAUCUGUCGAAAAGUUUCAACGAUUUAACGCUCAGCACCGACGUGACCGCUGAGCUCGGCCAGGACAAUACUCCACCGAGUGCCACCGGAGAAGAUGUGCAGCAAAUGCGUCCGAACGCGUCCUUUCUUUUCCGUGGCAUGGGAGCAAGCGGGCCAGGAUUCGGCGAUAAGGAGAGCAGACACGCCAGCCAGCGGAACAUUGUCGAAGCCGUCAAUACGGUUGUUAUCAACAAGUCUAUUUCGAUGGACGAUCAUCAUUUUCCGUGUGCGCGCGGUGAGACUGGCAGGCUGAGUCUGAAUGAACGAUCGCGCGUGCAGCGCUGCGUGGACGAUGGUUACGAGCUGGUCACGCGCCCGGAAGACAAGUUCCCGCAAGCGGCAGUACCUGCGUUUUGCUCCACUCCCUCGAUUACGAUCGAUCUGACCGAGCUAACCAGUAAAAUUGAGUCGUUCGUUCACAAAUCGAAACGAGAAUCGGAUAACAUUUACCAGAGCAUUCCAACAAAAGCUUCUACCGAGGGAAAGGAUCGUCUGCUUCCCGAAGACGCCAUCAGCGUGAACAGUUACGAAUCGUUCGAAAACUACGAAUCGAUCGAGCACGAGAUCUUGUCGAGCACGCGGAAACAGAACGCUGAGGAAGCAUCGCGAGAGGAAGACACGUACGAGAUCUGUAGUCCACCGCCGGAAUUGCCACCCGCUCGGGAAGACAAUCGAAACGAUCUAACCCUACCCCAACCAAAGCGCAAUCUGUCCACCUCACCGAAAACACUGCCCAAACACCUGCAGGUGACCUAUCAGUCGAACUACGAGCGGAUCAAGUACAGCAAAAUCCCGCCGAGACCCCCGAAACCGGAAGAGAUCCCUCUGCCACCGCGUAACAGCUCCACCACGAGCAUUGCCACCCCGACGCCGAAUGCAUCGCUGGAAAGUGCUUCUUCCUCGACGGAGACGGCACCGAGCCCGGGUGCAGAUUUGCUGGCCAAAUCACCCCACGGACGGGAAAGCAUCUACGAGGAGAACAUCUACGACACGAUCCGCAGUGCGGACGGUGUCGACUACGACGAUCCUGCGUGUGGUGGAAGUUCCGCCGAGAUGGAACCCGUCCAAGCCGCCAGCAGCAACCCACCGAACCGUGGCGGCAGACCACCGUCACGGGCGACCAGACAGCAGCCCUCUCCACCGGCGGACACCGUAUCGCUCGUAUCGUCCAACUGCUACGAGUCGAUCGGUUCGCGGCUGGAGUACGAACGCAAUCUGACGCUCACGCGGCGCAACAUGGCCGGUGGUUCGACGACGACGCUGGCGUCCGAUCAGAUCACCAACAGCCUGUACGGUACCACGGCCGGACUGGCAAGCUUAACACCACCAAGUGAACGUGGUAGUGACACAAGCAACAACAGUGCCGACUGGACCGACAUCUCCGACGAGGAUGAGACGGAGCGUGCUGACCUGGUGGUGCCCGGGACCUCGGGAUCGAAGCGACCGAACUUUAUCGUUGUGCGGGAGCGCAAGCGGACUCAUCAUACACCGUUAAGGUCGCGGAAACUGGCUCGCAUCUCGCACCCGAAGAUAGACGACGAUUCCGAUCAUCACUACGAAUCGCUGUACUCGAUCGGCUCGAACGAAGAUCGUUCCCGGCAGCAGGAUGCAAGCUACCGCACGUCAUCGCACCAGGCCGACGGAUCGACGGUGCUGGCGGGCGGUGCGGGUUCCAAUUUCCAUCAACACCGAGCCAACGGCGAUCCAACCGCGGCCAUCCUCCUACCCAACGACGAUGAGUUCGACUCGUUCGACAGUGACGACACGGAGGAGGACUUUGAGGACGAGGACGAGGAGCGCAACCGUGCCCGGACGGACAGCGGGGUGGACAUACGGAAUGCGAAGCUGCCCGACCCACCGCCCUCCAGCAGCCAGGUGUACGUGCUGGUGCAGAAGAUCAAGAAUCUCGGCACACUGUCCGAGAUCGCGAAAAGCUUCCACAAACUGUCGAAGAAAAAACCAACCAAAGGCGCAACGUACGAGAACGCUGCUGGCACCGUGACGCUGGCUCCGAAACACCCCGGCAAAGGUGCCAAAUCUUCCCCGUCCAAAUCGUUCAAGCUACCGAUCCCUUUAGUCAGCGGUGGCGGCGGCGGCGGCGGUGGUGGUGGUGUGCCGAAACCACCGCCCGAGGACUACGAGAAUGCUCCGUACCCGUUGGCGGGUGGUGGUGCUGCGCAUCCGGUGCCGUCUGGCUCGUCCUUGCUGCUAGCUACUUCGCAAUCGUUAUCCUCAGUGGCCGCUUCUAACCCGCCGUACGCACCCAUCUCUAGUCCUCUAGUGCCGGAGCAAUCGCUCGGCGGCUCGUCGUCCGCCGGCGUGCGCAGCACUAGCGAAUCCAGCAACGUAAGCAGCAACGUGCCGAAACCUCGUAACCAGGAGGGCGGUGGUGGUGGUGGUGGUGGUGGUGGUGGUGCGCCCGCCGAUACGGCGACCCGCAAAAAGUCCAAGAGUACCAAAUCGUUGCGCUCGAAGCUGCGCAAAAGCCUCGUGUCCGAUUCGACCAGUCUCAACAUCGGCAGCUCGUUCAACGGGUCGCGCAGCACGUUUUACGUGACGUCGGCGGAUGUCGAUUCGGGCAUAUUUAACGGGUCCGAGGGUUGCCUCAAUCCACCAGCUUCCGGCAGCAACAGCACGUCCCAGUCGGAGAUGCUGUUGGGAUCGUCGAAACCGGUGGAGGAUAACAGGAGGAAAUCGAUUGCUUCGGCCACCGGCACCACGAGUCAUCAUCGGCCAAAGAUUCCUCCUCCGCCACCGCCGGCCGAAGCAAGCAAGAGGGCGGCCGUGUCGUCCUCGCUAUCGCCACUGCUGGUGGGCACCAAGUCAUCGAACAAGAAGCUUGGGGCCACCUCGUGGUACGCCGAGUGUGGCGUCUUUAAGCAGCCGCACUCGUUCGGUACGGGUAGCGAUCAGUCGCUGAGUGGCGGCAAGGGCAGCAGCAUUAGUCCUCGAAGCUCAUUGCCACCGAAGGACGGUGUUGGCGGUGGUGAUGUUGCAGGCGAUCGGACGCUGACGAACAAUGGGCACACAUCGGCCUCGUGGUACGCAGACAUCUACCAAACCAGCGGAGCGUCGGUGGCGAGCUCGAGUGAAAGCUCCGGCGUUUCGACCGGUGGAGAAGGCGGACCCGGCGACGAUCACUCGCACAGCAUGUUCGUCAAUGAGCCACUGUACCAGAUUUACAAUGCUGCCAAGCUGGAAUCGAUCACGCGCGACAUUGAUGCGGAGAUUAGUGGCCGCACGGAGUCGGAGCUGUACGAUGAUGGGUAUGAGAAGAUAGCGGAACGCAACCGUCGGCGAACGGCUGGCGAAGCGGAUGGCGACGAGGGUGGAUCGACGAGCUCCGGCAGCUCGUCCACGGAGGGAGACGAUCGUAACGACGAGUCCUCCCUGCAUCUGCGCAAACCUUCCCGUCCAACCGCGCUGGAACUGAUCGAACCGCACAUCGGUAAGCUGCGCACGCUUUGGUGUGAGGUGCCGGAGGUUCGGAACUCGGAAAUUCUAGCAACCUUAACACCGACGGAGAAGCGACUGCAGGAGGCCAAGUUCGAGAUACUGACGUCCGAGGCGUCGUAUCUGAAAUCGCUCAACCUGCUCCGGACGCACUUUGUCAACCAUCCCGCAUUCCGGGACACGCGCAUACUGAGCUCCUCGGAGCGGAAGACGCUCUUCUCCUCCAUCAUUCCGGUGCAGGAGUGUUCCGAUCGGUUGCUGUGCGAUCUGGAAAACUGCUGGCAGGAUAACAUUAUGCUGCUCGGCCUCAGCCACAGCAUCUACAAGCAUGCCGAGAAGCAUUUCCACGUGUACGUGACGUACUGCGAGCAUCAGGCAAAGAUCGAUCGGACGCUAAAGGCGCUGCGAGCGAACAAGCCCGAGUUUGCCCGCACGCUCGCCGCGCUCGAGGCGGACCCGGUGUGCUGCAGCCUCAGCCUGUCCUCCUUCCUGAUGCUGCCGAUGCAGCGCAUUACGCGCAUGCGGCUGCUGCUGGAUGCGGUGCUGCAGCGCUGCCAUCCGGAGGAUGACGAUGAGUUCAGCAGCUGGGAGAGCACGUUCGUGCUGAUCAAUCGCAUUCUGACCCAGUGCAACGAUGCGGCCCACCGGAGCGAGCAGCUGUACGAGAUGGAGCUGCUGUCGCGCCAGAUCGAGUUCCCGACGAACGUGCGCCCGUUGGCGAUCGUGCCGUGUGGGACUGGUGCCGCUCCGAGCACCAUGCACCGGAAGCUGGAGAAACGGGGCGAGCUGGUGCACAUGCUGUGGCGUGGCGAUGAUGCGAAGCUCACGUUUGGCAAAAAGUUCUCCAAGAGCAACGUGUACGCGUUCCUGUUUACCGAUUUGCUGGUGCUGACCAAAAGGAAAAGUGAUGAAAGCUAUUUGGUGAUAGACUACUGCCAACGGGCAUUGUUAACGGUCAGCUCGGGUGACAUCGUGCCCGGGCUGCCGGCGAAGGAGAUGCAAACGCUUGGUAAAAACCUCAUCAUUAUGACGCUGUUGGAGAACCACGAGGGCAAGACGAUAGAAAUGAUUCUAAGCUGCCCGUCCGAGACGGAACGCGAGCGUUGGCUGAUGGUGACGGAACCACCGGCAUCCGAGAACCCGGACGAGAAGAUCUACGAACAGUGGGACUGCCCGCAGGUGAUAGCGGUCCAUCCCUACCAAGCGCUGCAGCCGGACGAGCUCGAUCUCGACAUUAAGGAUGUGGUGAACGUGCAUCGGAAGAUGGCGGACGGUUGGUACGAGGGAGAACGCAUCCGGGACGGUGCCGUCGGUUGGUUCCCGAGCAACUACACGAAGGAGAUCCCGUCGGCACACAUACGGGCGAAACACAUAAAGCAGCGCCACCUGCUGCUAACGUACACCUCCAAGUACAUUGACACUGCCACUAAAGCUCAUCACCAGCAGCAGCAUCAUCACCAGCAUCAGCACCAGCAGCAGCAUCAACUGCCACACCAUUAUCAUCCGCACGGCAAAAAGUGAUCCCAGCCGUGCUUAGAGUAGAGCGCAUUUGAGUUUUGAUUGAUUUGUACAUGAAAUCUAGGCUGUAUAGGUAGCGUUACUAUUGCGCACAGCUUUUUAAACCGGCCAGUCGUGCCGGAAGCAAUAGUAGCUCUUAGUUUAGGGUAAGAAGAUCCGUCGGUCCGCGUAGAGAGAAUAUCAUUAGUGUGUACACCCUGUACAUUUGUAGAUUUAUUUGUUCCAUGCCACAUUUCGUUCUAUCUAAUCGUUAUUGAAUUUAAUGUGAAAUAAAAUGUUAUUGAAUUUAA
This is a messenger RNA of Anopheles stephensi (Asian malaria mosquito), 9124 nucleotides long. RefSeq names its product serine-rich adhesin for platelets. Lineage: Eukaryota; Metazoa; Arthropoda; Insecta; Diptera; Culicidae. Bases 1071 to 8837 code for a protein of 2588 amino acids. The record is from RefSeq and is a predicted model, not a curated record. Gene Ontology annotation, biological process: activation of GTPase activity. The transcript has 8 exons. Gene Ontology annotation, molecular function: guanyl-nucleotide exchange factor activity; protein binding.